This is a messenger RNA of Volvox carteri f. nagariensis, 1982 nucleotides long. RefSeq lists its product as uncharacterized. Bases 657 to 1982 code for a protein of 441 amino acids. NCBI's taxonomy places the organism in Eukaryota, Viridiplantae, Chlorophyta, Chlorophyceae, Chlamydomonadales, Volvocaceae. The transcript is spliced from 8 exons. Gene Ontology annotation, molecular function: methyltransferase activity; RNA binding. The record is from RefSeq and is a predicted model, not a curated record.
AACAUUUUUGCCCUAUAUAGAAUUUCAUCGAAUUAGUCUAUGUAUCCGGCGAUGCGGUGACCUCUGCCAGCCACUCAACUUCAGCUUCCGACACGCCUGUCGCUCGGCUUCUUGCCACUGCCAAACAUCGCGCCGCAAAAUUCCAGCACAAAAUAGCGACCACUCACUGGCGCCAAUACCUACAGUGCUGUUUCAUUCUCAGGUUGCCCCAGCCAUGUCCCUGCCGUACCCUCCAGGGGUUGUGUAGCCGGGGGAAAGGGUCGGCAGCAGGAGGGUGGGAAGGUGUACGGCACACCGGCGCUGUGAUAUUAAACACCACCACAGCGCACGUACGUGCCCGCGGCCUCGUAAAGACAACGUUGAGGUUACAGGGCACGACGCGACGCAACACCACACGGCAGCAGCAGUAGCACCAGCAGUAGCACCGGCAGUAGAAGUAGCAACAGGAACGGUGUCGGCGAAAGGACAUGCCGUGUCCUCAGCUAAUUGGAUCGUAAAACCCGCACGAACAUCCCCGCAGACAUAAAACCAGCGGACAGCAGCAGCAGUCACGUCGUCCACCGGUUGUCACUGUGUUGUUGCUGAGCCGUUGUUGCUGAACAUCCCUAACCGCCCGAAACCUAGAACCGCCAACGGCCAACCGAAUAGUUAGGUAGAUGGGGCUUAUCAACCUCCUCAACGAAAAGCCCGUACAUCUGGUCUUGGCCAAGGACAGAGUGAGAAGCAUCAAGAGAGGCCACCCCUGGAUAUUCCCGGAAGUACUUCGAGAGUUGCCCAAAGCUCCGCCCGGUUCAUUAGCGUUACUGAAAACUGCAGAGGGGGAUGUUUUAGCAAAAGGAUAUUACGACCCGGGAUCGAAGCUCGCAUUCCGCAGUUUUGCUCUUCAACGGGACAAAUUGGACGAGCAACUGAUUGCAGCGCGUCUGGAGCGUGCAGCGCAGCUUCGCGACAUGUUGUUUGAACCGUACGACACCACCAACGGUUUCCGGUUGGUCAACGGUGAAGGAGACGGCUUGCCAGGCCUUGUGGUGGAUAUGUACGACAGCGCGGCGGUGAUGAAGCUGGACGGUGCUGGUGCCGAGUCCUUUUACAACUCCCGAGAGAUAGCCUCCUGGCUCAUGUUCCGUUUCUCGUCUCGUCUGAAGACCGUGUUUUUAAAGUACCGGGCAGGGGCCAGCUCCAGCUCAGAUGGAGCUUUGGGAUCUGGCUCCGGUUCCGGGUCGGGUUCGAACCGGGGUUCCGGUGUUUCUGCGAGUUCUGAGACUCCCGGCGCCGGGGUUGAUGAGGGUCGUGGUCGCCUGCUGGCUGGGGAACCCCCGGUGGCCGGGCGGCCUGUGCGCUUUUUGGAAAAUGGCGUAACCUUUCAGGCAGAUAUAGUGCAAGGACAGAAGACAGGCUUCUUUUUGGAUCAGAGGGACAACCGCGCCUUCGUGGGGAGAUUGGCCGGGGGGAAGCGUGUGCUUAAUGUGUUUGGCUACACUGGGGGCUUCUCCGUGUACGCGGGAGUGGGCGGCGCCCGCCACGUGACGACCGUUGAUCUUGGUCGCGCCGCCUUGUCGUACGCAACUGCCAACUGGGCACUUAACGGUCUGGUUCCGGAGCGGCACGUUGCGGCGGCGGAGGACGCGUUCGAGUUUCUGGAGGCGGCGAUCAAAGGCCGGGAAAAGUGGGAUGUGGUCAUCAUCGAUCCGCCAUCUUUCGCACCCAACAAGCAAUCUGUGGAGAAGGCACGUGCGUCGUACACUCGGCUCUUCGCCGCUGCCGCGGCGGUGACGGCGGCGCACGGGUCUCUCUCUCUGGCGUCUUGCAGCAGCCACAUAGACUCGCCAAUGUUUAUGGAGGUGUGCUCGGAGGCUCUUGGCAAGGCUCGGCGGCAGGGCUAUGUGGUGAGGGUGGCGGGGCAGCCCGCUGACCACCCCUUUCCCGCAGCGGCAGACGAGCUGAGCUACCUGAAGUUCGUUACCUUCCGCUUGGAGGGCUGA